Molecule: messenger RNA, 1196 nt
Organism: Amaranthus tricolor (Joseph's coat)
Lineage: Eukaryota; Viridiplantae; Streptophyta; Magnoliopsida; Caryophyllales; Amaranthaceae
Product: succinate dehydrogenase subunit 5, mitochondrial
Exons: 5
Coding region: 191-874 (227 amino acids)
Biological process (GO): tricarboxylic acid cycle
Cellular component (GO): respiratory chain complex II (succinate dehydrogenase)
Source: RefSeq, a predicted model, not a curated record
AGUAUUUUGUGAAACAUUUUAGAUCCCAAAUAGUAUCAAAUCGGGUAUGUGGCCCGGUUAAUUGUAUCUCCUCAAACUUGAGCCCGGACUCUUGACUCUUCUAUUUGCUUUGUUUCAAGCCUCUUUCCUUGGACAUUUCACUCCUGCUAGAUUUCCAGGAACCACUGAGGCAACUUUCUCUGAAACAGUGAUGUCGCUGGUUAGAUCCCUGUAUCGUUCUUCUACAAGUAUCAGAUAUCUUUUUUAUCAUCAAACUUCUCGUUCCUUCUUCGGUCUUUCGCCUUGCUCUUCAUCUACCUCUUUGAAUUCUGUCUCUUCAGAUCUCAGGUCUCCCUUUGGAACGGCAUUUGGAGGCCUCCGUGCUUUCAGUCAAGAUGUGGCUCCUAUGCCUGACAUAAAAGACUCUGAUAUUAAAGCUGCAUUCAAGAACUUCAUAGCUGCAGAUUGGGGGGAACUUCCAAACUCUCUCAUUCAUGAUGCGUCUAAGGCCUUGUCCAAGGAUUCUGAUGAUGUAGGGAAGGAGGCUUUGAAAAAUGUAUUCCGUGCGGCUGAAGCAUCAGAAGAGUUCAUUGGGACUCUUGAGACCUUGAAAAUGGCAAUUGAUGAUCUUGUUGGAUUGAGUGGCGAGAACGUGAAGCCGUUACCGGAGCAUUAUGCCCAGGCAUUGAAGACAGCUUACGAUCGCUAUAGCAAGUAUUUGGAUUCUUUUGGUCCUCAUGAGUUCUAUCUGAAGAAGAAAGUAGAGUCAGAGUUGGGUAGGAGGAUGAUUCAUCUAAAGAUGAGGUGCGGUGGCCUCAAUUCUGAAUGGGGAAAGGUGACUGUUCUUGGAACUUCUGGAAUAUCUGGUUCAUACGUUGAGCAAAGAGGACCAUAGUUGCGAAUCAUCUGAUCUUGCAAUUGAAUGGAUUGUAUUCAUCCUAGAUAUAGAAUCUCAUUCGAAGCUGCAUAGCAUUUUGAAUAAAAGACUUGGUAAAUUUUCUUGAUGCUGUUGUUCAAGGUUUAGCUGGAAAAUAGGGCAUCUUGGAGUGUUGUUAAUUGUUAUAAUAAUCAAUAACGUUUCAAGUUAGUGAUUACAAUCUUGAAGAUUCUGUUUCGAUUGUUAGAAUGUAAUCUGCAAUAACUUGUCGUUUUUAUCGACUAACGAAGGUAAGUUUCACAGUUUUAAUUUGUUAAUGGUCAUUAUGUUAGCUCAUAAA